CGUAUACGGUAGCUGUUUGACCGGGAAGUGCUUGCGCUGUCCGAGGCGGAAGUUGAAGUAUCAGCUGACGCUGGUGUUGCUAAUGGAAGUUGUAUGUUGUUGAAUUACCGUAAAGAAACGAAUAAGGAAAUCCGUGGUACUAAUAACAGUGAGUGAUCGGUUAGACAGGAAUUCACGUUAGAACCGCGUAGAAAUACAGUCACUUUAGACAGCACCAGUAUUUCUAAUACUAGAAGAGAUAUACCUUUAGUUAUAUUUAUUGGAAAGGGACUGAAUGUGAAUAUAUUUACAAUACUGGAAACGGGUGUAGCAUUAAGACAUUAUCACUGUAGCGCUGCAAUUUGUGUCAAAUAGAACACAUUUAAACAAAAUUGUGUAAGGUAAGGAUACAAAAACCGAAGUCAGGGCAGACGUGUGUGAUACAGAGAAGGAAACGCAUACGGCAAUAUUAUAAAUACAGUCUUUGUCAUAUUAUUAUUAUUGUUGUUGUUGUUUAUCUGCCACCGCAAUUUUAGAAUCUUAAAAACAAGUUAUUUUUAAAUGUAAUUUAUGAACGUGUGUAGUAGUAGUAUUCUAAUUUAGGAAGCGGUAGUUUGUCGUUGUUUAUUUCACGCACACACAGUACCACUCGUCUGGAAUACACUGCACAAUCUUACUAAUAAUAUAUAAGUUGUGGCUGGUGUCUGGCACGAAGUGGUUUUAAUGAAUGUGGUGUUCGUGGUGAUAGUAGCGUGCAGGCUAGCCUACGUUGAAGCAGGGGCCGAGGCUCAGGGCUGUCAGUAUUAUUUAAACAGUAUUAUAAACCCCGUCCCGGCCCAGUCACACAGAACUCCGAAUCUGCCACCUUUAUUUUUGUACGGGCCAAUGCUGGAUCUGGAGGUCGUGCCUGAGAGAUCGCUGGGAAAUGAACAAUGGGAAUUUGCACUAGGGAUGCCAUUGGCCCAGGCCAUCGCUAUUCUCCAGAAACACUGCCGCAUCAUCAGAAACGUGCAGGCUCUCUAUAGUGAACAGACUCCUCUUUGCCAUGACCUCAUACUGAACUUGACUCAGGAUGGAAUCAAGCUGCUCUUUGAUGCCUGCAAUCAGCGACUGAAGGUAAUUGAAGUUUAUGACUUGAGCAAAGUGAAAUUGAAAUACUGUGGAGUGCAUUUUAACUCUCAGGCAAUAGCUCCGACCAUUGAGCAGAUAGACCAGUCCUUUGGAGCCACGCACCCAGGAGUGUACAAUGCAGCUGAGCAGCUUUUUCACCUUAAUUUCCGAGGUCUUUCUUUCUCCUUUCAACUGGACUCCUGGAACGAAGCUCCCAAGUAUGAGCCUAACUUUGCCCAUGGCUUGGCCUCCCUGCAGAUUCCUCACGGAGCCACUGUAAAACGCAUGUACAUCUACACUGGAAACAGUCUGCAGGAUACCAAGGCUCCAGCGAUGCCUCUUGCCUGCUUUCUGGGGAAUGUGUUUGCCGAGUGCGUCGAAGUAUUAAGAGACGGGACGGGACCCUUAGGUUUAAGACUCCGUCUCCUCACUGCAGGCUGUGGUCCCGGUGUGAUGGCAGAUGCUAAGGUUCGAGUGCUGGAGCGCUGCAUAUACUUCGGAGACUCGUGUCAGGAUGUUCUGAGCACUCUGGGGUCACCACACAAGGUCUUCUAUAAAUCCGAAGACAAGAUGAAGAUUCACUCUCCCUCCCCUCACAAGCAGGUUCCCUCCAAAUGCAAUGACUACUUCUUCAACUACUUCACGCUUGGAGUGGAUAUACUGUUUGAUGCCACUACUCAUCUGGUGAAAAAGUUUGUGCUACACACGAAUUUCCCUGGUCAUUACAAUUUUAAUAUUUAUCAUCGAUGUGAUUUCAAGAUUCCACUUACAAAUAAAAAAGGUGGUGCCGAUUCUCACACAGAAGCAGGCACUUUGACAACAUACAGCAAGUGGGAUUUGAUUCAGGAGCAUAUUGGUCACCCAAUGGAAAAGCCGGUUGUCCUGCACAGGUCAUCUUCAGCAAACAACAGCAACCCAUUUGGAUCUACUUUUUGCUUUGGACUGCAAAGAAUGAUUUUCGAGGUGAUGCAGAACAACCACAUAGCCUCAGUAACCCUGUACGGCAGUCAUUCUCGAGCAGCUGAAGCACCUGCCCUGUGAGCGCCCGCUCUCCGUUCCUCCAACCACAACACUACAGAUCUAGUACAGUACAGUGUGCCUUGAUUUGCUGCCACUAUCAUACAAGAAAAGCAUGGUAUGGUUUCUUUUACUCCUCACUGCCCCUCCCCUGUCCUGAGACUGGCGAGAGUGCGCAGUGGAGUAUCACAGAGCUGCUCUCGCAGGGAGGAGUCCCAGUGGAUGGUCUAUGAAGCCGUGUGUGUGUGUGUUAUUCUAGUCCUUCUGUGUCUGUCUCUCCGUUACAUUCAUCCGAUCGCACACAAACAUAGCUACAAGCACAAAGCUCACGAGCACCGACCUGAGCCAAGGGGGUUGGUAAAUAUUAUAUAUAUAUACACACAAACACUUUUAAAUGUGUGUUUGGUCUCGUAGUGGUGUGUACACUUCCGUUUUGCACUUUGCUUUUGCCCAGUGCAGUCAACUGAGUGCAUCAAGUCUAAACUGUAGUAUGUUAAAAGAAAAAAAAACAAAACUUUUGGUUUUAACAUUUGCACUAAAUACACCUUAAUUACCUGAUAAUUGUCUUUUAUCCACUGAGGAAUAUUUGUGUCAUGGGUGAGAGUGAGUGAGGGGGUGCAACAGUUUUGUAAUUUUAAUAAUCUGCACGCAGCUGACAAAAUAGAAUGUUCUUUAGUUUUUUUGUUCUCAAUGUCCAUCCAUCCUUGUGCACUAAAAACACAAUUCCUAUUCUUCAGGUUUGAUCAGCCAUGCCCAGUGUGUAUGUUAGGAUUCUUUAGAAUGCCAACAUUUUAGUCAGAGAGCGUCUUGUAUUUUUAAUCUAUACUUAUCGUGGAAACUGCACACCCCAAUGUGAGUGAAAAGAGUCUGUCUUAAACCUCUUGUAAAAAGAAAGCUGCAAUUCUCCAGGCCGUGGAACUCCUGGCGUGUUGCAGUAUUCUGCUUCCCCCUCCCCCCCUUACAUCCAUCCACCCCAUCCCACCCACCCCUAUAGGGGUCAACCUGGUACGUGGGCUAUCUUUUAAUAUUGCUUCAUGCUUUAAAAAAAAAUAAUAAUAAUAAUAAUAUUAAUAAUGCCCUGUUUUAAAAAGUACAUUUAAAAAAUGUA
Messenger RNA from Acipenser ruthenus (sterlet), 3214 nucleotides. RefSeq names its product phagosome assembly factor 1-like. The record is from RefSeq and is a predicted model, not a curated record. NCBI's taxonomy places the organism in Eukaryota, Metazoa, Chordata, Actinopteri, Acipenseriformes, Acipenseridae. The transcript has 16 exons. Gene Ontology annotation, biological process: Golgi to plasma membrane protein transport. Gene Ontology annotation, cellular component: dendrite; synaptic vesicle membrane; trans-Golgi network. Bases 703 to 2130 code for a protein of 475 amino acids.